Sitodiplosis mosellana (orange wheat blossom midge) is the source of this 2494-nucleotide messenger RNA. It is a transcript of the gene ENGase, whose product is annotated as cytosolic endo-beta-N-acetylglucosaminidase. Gene Ontology annotation, cellular component: cytoplasm. The transcript is spliced from 5 exons. Gene Ontology annotation, molecular function: mannosyl-glycoprotein endo-beta-N-acetylglucosaminidase activity. The record is from RefSeq and is a predicted model, not a curated record. Bases 250 to 2130 code for a protein of 626 amino acids. Gene Ontology annotation, biological process: protein deglycosylation. NCBI's taxonomy places the organism in Eukaryota, Metazoa, Arthropoda, Insecta, Diptera, Cecidomyiidae.
GUCAUUCUAAUAUUUACAAAAACCUUAGAGAAUGGAAUGUUUACGCGCCGCAUUAAUAAGCAAAGUAUUGAAUUGAGAUGCGAAAACAGUUGUGGUUCAAAUAUAUUUCUGCUGGGAAAACACACGUGUAUCUGUUUUUAACCUUGACAAAAAUUGCUUAUUCUGUCCUGUUGGCAUUAAUGAGAAGGCAUUCACAAAUUAAGUUGUUCCUUGUUUUGAUCUCUAACGUUUUAUCUUAUCACAUAAAAUAUGUUUAGCUUCAUCCGAUGGAUGUACAGGCGAAUUUUCAUCCUAGUUGUACUGUUUGUACAUAAUUUUUUUGAAUUCGUAAAUACAUCGAUUUUAGACGAUCAUUCGCAUUGGCUACAGGAAUGUGCACCAUUUCGUACAAAUCAACAAUUGCUCGAUUACACGUGUAAGCCGUUUAGUUGGAAUAGCUUAGUCGAACCGUGUGUGACACGAUGUAACGCACGAAAGUAUGGGGAGCAUUUUGAACAUAUUCAGGAAAAUGUUCAGAACAUUACGGAGCCCAAUGAGAGAACUCGACCGAAAGUAUUGGUGUGCCAUGACAUGGCUGGAAACUAUCGCGGCGAUCGGUUCCUUCAUGGUUCGAGAAAGUACGACGACUAUCGCUUUUAUCACUGGGCUGGCAUCGACUUGUUCAAUUAUUUCAGCCACAACUACAUCACCAUACCACCUUUGUGUUGGAUCAAUGCAGGCCACCGGAAUGGGGUACAAGUUCUCGGAACGAUAAUUAUCGAGUUUGAUGAAGCGAAGAAAAUUCUCGAUGAAUUGCUGCACUCAAGACAAGAUCUGUAUCGAUUCGCUGAGGCAUUUGUGCUUGUCACCAAAAACUUUGGGUUCGAUGGAUGGCUUUUGAACAUAGAAUGUGGCAUCGCUGCAGACCAAGUGCCAAAACUAAAAGAAUUUGUGCGCCAAUUGACCAAGCGUAUUCACGAAGAAAUUCCCAAUGGGGUGGUCAUUUGGUAUGACAGUGUGAUUGAAUCAGGGUCGUUGAGAUGGCAAAAUGAAGUAAAUGAAGAAAAUAUUGACAUGUAUCAAGGCACCGAUGGCAUUCUACUGAAUUAUUGGUGGAGCCGACAACAUUUGGAACGAACUGUCAAUAUUUUGAGGAAUGAUCCAGAAGAACUGGCAAAGGUCUUCGUUGGUAUCGAUGUAUUUGGUCGUGGCCAAUCAGGUGGAUUCCAUACACAUGAGACCCUGCGUCCAAUCAAAGAUUACAAUUUAUCAAUUGGAAUUUUUGCUCCCGGUUGGACGUUUGAGAAUAUGCCAGAUGAGCACCCAAUGCGUGCUGAAGGUACCGAUAACAUCAAUACAAAAUUCCUUAAACGCAAUACUCGAUUUUGGUCGUUGCUUUGGACACAGCUCUACUCACGUGGACCAAACACCUUGCCAUUCUACACCUCAUUCUGUUUAGGUUCCGGCAAAAAACAGUAUCGAAAUGGUCUUCAAAUUGGCAAUGAACCAUGGUUCAAUUUGCUGGAGCAACAAUAUCAACCUUCAGUGCCUUCUCACUUUGAGUAUCAAUUUGAAGAGGCUUAUCAUGGUGGAUCUUGCAUCAAAUUCGUUGAAACCGUCCGCAACAUUCGACUGUUUGCAACCGAUUUUUCAUUGAAAGACAAUCUGAUUGCAUCGUUUGUGUUCAAACGAUCCGACCCAGCAAUCGAUAUUCAGCUUGUAUUGAAUGUUCAAAAUGGAAAAGGUGAUCAAAGCCUUUUGGUCUACUGCAACAGUGAUAUACGUAACAAAUUAAAUGCCAUACUGAAGCCGUGUGAACGACAUGUAAAUCCAUUGAGAAGAAACCUUCUGAAAUACACCGUAGUUGGCCUGAGUAAUCGACACGAAAAAAUAUUCCCAUCCAGCAAUCGAGCAAUAAAUGGGUGGGAGACUCGUUACUACUACUUGAACUUCGAUGGCAUUGCCAAACUUGGCCGAAUCGUUGAUAUCGGUGUAUCAAUUAAUAAAGAGAAUAAUUGGAACGAAAAUGACUCGGUUCUAUUGGGCGCACUGCACAUUCAUUGCGGAAUCAAAGACGAAGAACGAAUCACUGCCGAACUCGAUCCAAUUUCAUUCAAUGAAAAUGGUGGAUUCAAAGAGCUCAACAUGUAAGGUAUCAAAUCAAACGAUACACCCUUUCCGAAAAAGUCACAAAAGAAAGUUACCAAAACCAACUUUUAAUUUACUAGAAAUUGCUUUAAAAGCUAAACUGUAUUUAAAUUUCAUAAAAGACACUUUGAUGUAACGUCAUUGAAUAUAUGUGUACAACUAAGAAGAUAUUUUAUUGGAACGUGCAUAAAAACCCCGAUAACAUCAAAGCAUUUACCUUAUAUGCCGUGUAAAAUAAUAUGAUCCAUGUACAAACGACAUCGGCGAUGUCAAAAUUUUGUUGAGUGUAUACAGCAACUCAAAAUAGCUCGAAGGAUAACAUAAUAGUUGGCAUUGAUAAUAAUGCAAACAUUUUGACAAUAAUGAA